Molecule: messenger RNA, 1109 nt
Organism: Limulus polyphemus (Atlantic horseshoe crab)
Lineage: Eukaryota; Metazoa; Arthropoda; Merostomata; Xiphosura; Limulidae
Exons: 2
Coding region: 441-1109 (222 amino acids)
Source: RefSeq, a predicted model, not a curated record
GAUGCCCAAGAUCAACAUUCCGAUUGCGUGUACCGUACAAUGUGCGUCACAGAACGAGACGAAGCAUCAGUCUUUUUCUCCCGAAUGUAUAACAAUCUGCCUUAGCCUAUCAGCUACUUCCGUUAUCUUCUUGUACUUUUCUAUUUGCCAGUGAGCUUCGACUUGAUUAUCAUUGGUGGCUUUAGCCUAUUGUAAUAUCCUCUGUGUUCGAAGACAAAGUAACUACUCGCGUUCCGCCCUCUCGAUUAUUUCAUCGACCGCAAACAUCUUGAACUAAGAACGCCGCACAUCUCGCUCUAGCACUAGCCCACGUUAGACUCGUGCAACAGACUCUGCAAGACUCACCCGCUGCACGGAAUUCCGGUGAGCAUUAUGUUGUUGAACAGUGAAAGACCAAACUAAAGGACACGCUACAACUGUUACUUGACUGGCAGUUCUACAUGGUUGUUUUAACGAUGUCUUCAAAACGCAAGAGUCCACCUUCAAAGCUGUUAACGAAUGAACUAAAUCAAGACAACUACGUCGAUGCUCCGUCAAACAUAGAGAAAAGCAACGACUUUCACUAUUCUGCAAUAGAUCUUAACGACGAUGAUUCUCUUUCAAGCUUCCCAGAUCUUGCAGAAGACAACAUUCAUCGCCGGAACACUGAAAUUAUUCAACGGCUGAGCUACUUUGAGGUUGGACGUGGACCACAAGAAUCUAAAGAAGCACCUCAUGACGACACUGAAGUCGACUCGUGUGACAGUGGAAUUAGGGACUUUGACAUAAAACCAACCUCUAGGCUGAUGCAAAACCGAAAGCGACGACUUUUACAGAACGUUUCUUCUGGCCACUCAGAGUCUUCGACAGAUUCAGAAUGUGACUCUGAAGAGGGUCACAGCACCACUGAAGGGGAAAGUCAGGCUCCAUCUGAGGUCAGCCAGUCGCCACAACCAUCUCUAACCACGGAUACCUUACGGCCAGCUAAUGGACCACAUGGGAAGCGCUCGAUGGAUGAUGUGUUGAAGCGGCUUGCUUCUAAAAUGAACACCAGCGCUUCACUUGGUGACGAAUCAGCUGUUUUAUACAACUGUCAUACAAGUGUUUCCAACACUGGUUCCAGACGGUGA